AUGAAUGAAGACGGGUCACGUAACAUGGACAAGGGUGGAACACUACAGGAAAUGUCGGGUGUCAUGUCGGUAACACAAGGUUCAAAGCGCAGUGCGCAAAAUACAAAUAAUUCUUUGAAAAAAACGCCCAGCAAGUCUAAUCAGAACACAAAAAUGGAAGAUAAGGGUGCAGAGAAGGAGAUGAACAAAAAUUUCGGAAGCGAAGUCAAACUACAAGAUAUAUUUGAGUUGAUAUCUGGUAUGAGCAAGAAGAUGGACAAAUUGGAUAUCAUCCAAGAAAAUAUGGAAAAUAUACAGACGGAAUUGAAAGAAGUAAGAAAAUCUAUUGAAUACGCUCAUAGCGAAAUAGACGAUCUGAAGAAGGAAAAUGAGAAAAAAGCGCAAGUUCAUAGAGAAACAACCGAACGUAUCAACAAACUUGAAGCCGACAACGUAACAUUAUUGAACAGCGUCAUUGACCUUAAAGCGAGGUCAAUGCGCGACAAUCUGCUGUUUUACAACAUGCCUGAAGAAAGCGAUGAAAACACCACAGCAACGAUUCACAAGCUGUUGGAAGAAAAGCUUGGGUUCGAGGACGCUGCUAUGAAAAUAAAAAUCGACCGUUCUCAUCGCUUGGGAAAAAAGAAACGGGGUGAAACCAAAGCGCGACCAAUUGUCGCAAAGUUCAAUUUUCAUCAGGAUAAAGUUUCAAUCAUGCGGAAUGCAAAGAAGCUAAAAGAUACGGCAAGCAGAAUCGGAAUUUCUGAGCAAUUUCCCGAGGAAAUUGUCAGAGAAAGGAAGAGGCUUUACCCAGAAUUUAAAAAGGCAAGACGUAACAAUCUAAAAGCUACUCUUGUCAGAGACAAACUGUUUAUCAAUG
Messenger RNA from Paramuricea clavata, 859 nucleotides. The record is from the annotation of a GenBank genome assembly. Lineage: Eukaryota; Metazoa; Cnidaria; Anthozoa; Malacalcyonacea; Plexauridae.